This is a messenger RNA of Spathaspora passalidarum NRRL Y-27907, 3342 nucleotides long. It is a transcript of the gene SDA1, whose product is annotated as Sda1p. Gene Ontology annotation, biological process: ribosomal large subunit export from nucleus; ribosomal large subunit biogenesis. The coding region runs from base 19 to 2175 and encodes 718 amino acids. Gene Ontology annotation, cellular component: nucleolus. The transcript has a single exon. The record is from RefSeq and is a predicted model, not a curated record. NCBI's taxonomy places the organism in Eukaryota, Fungi, Ascomycota, Pichiomycetes, Serinales, Debaryomycetaceae.
AAGAUAUAUAUAUACACAAUGGGUAAGAAAAGAAGAGCCGCUAUCCUUCCAACCAACAUCAUUCUCCUCCAGAACGUUGUUCGUCGUGAUCCCGAAUCAUACCAUGAAGAAUUCACUCAACAAUACUCCCACUACGAGUCGCUUCGUGACUUGUACCUUUCCAACCCAUCAGACACUACCAACUCGUCCGAAUUUGCUGACUUGAUUGGGUUCGUGUCGGCCGUGUGUGGAUGUUACCCCAAGGAAACUGCUAAUUUCCCAGAUGAAUUGAAAAUGAUCCUUUUGGAAAACCACAGAGUGUUGGAUGUGGAUUUACGUGAAAAAAUCAUCCAGUGUUUGACCAUGCUUCGUAACAAAGAUGUCAUUACUGCCGAAUCGCUCAUCCAGACUUUGUUCCCGUUGUUAACCUCCGACGGUGUUCAAGUUAAACAAAUGAGAAAACAGAUUUACUCUACGCUUAUUUCCUUAUUGAAAGCCGUGAAUACGGGAGGUAAGAACCAGAAAUUGAAUAGAUCUACUCAAGCAUUGCUUUUCACAUUACUCGACCGUAAGGACUCUUAUGGGUUAUGGGCUACUAAAUUGACCAGAGAAUUGUGGAGACGUGGUGUAUGGGACGAUUCACGUACUGUGGAAAUCAUGACUCAGGCUGCUUUGCAUCCAGAUGUCAAAGUUGCUGUUGCUGGAGUUAGGUUCUUCCUCGGUGCCGAUAAGGAGCGUGAGGAGAACUUUGAUGAGUCUUCCGACGAUGAAGGGUUUGAUAUGAAUGAACUUAAACACAAGAUGCAAGUGAAUAAGAAGUCCUCCAAGCGUGGGAAGAAGUUAGAAGCAGCCGUCAAGGCCAUGAAGAAGAAGUCAAAUUCUAAACACAGCGCCACAUACUUGAACUUCUCGGCUAUCCAUCUUCUUCGUGACCCUCAGGGGUUUGCCGAACAGCUUUUCGUGACUCAUUUAAGUAACAAAAACCUGAACAAGUUUGACUUGGACCAGAAAAUCAUGUUUAUGAACUUGAUCUCGAGACUUAUCGGUACUCACAAGUUGAUCGUUCUCGGUAUCUACACAUUCUUCCUCAAAUACCUUACACCAAAGCAACGUAAUGUCACCCAGAUCAUGGCUGCUGCUGCUCAAGCCUCGCAUGAUUUGGUCCCACCAGAAUCAGUACAAGUUGUCGUAAGAAAAAUUGCCGAUGAGUUCGUCAGUGAUGGUGUAGCUGCCGAGGUCGCUUCGGCUGGUAUAAAUACUAUCAGGGAAAUCCUUGCGCGUGCACCAUUAGCAAUUGACGCACCAUUGCUUCAAGAUCUUACCGCGUACAAGGGUAGUAAGAGUAAGCCUGUGAUGAUGGCAGCCAGAUCUUUGAUUGGAUUAUAUAGAGAAGUUGCCCCUGAGAUGUUGUUGAGAAAAGACAGAGGUAAGACUGCCAGUAUGGAAUUGCAAAGUGGGGAAAAGUCAGGAUUGCCACAAUAUGGGGUUGAGAAUACUGUUACCUCUAUUCCUGGGAUUGAAUUGUUGGAAAAGUGGAGACAAGAACAAGGAUUGGAGCAAGAUGAGGAACGUGAUGACGACUGGGAAGUGGAAGAAGGUGAUGAUGCUAGUGAUGUAGAAGGAGAGUGGGUUACUGUUGAGUCCGAUAAAGAAAUCGAUAUUUCCGAUAGUGAAGAUGAAGACAAGCCAGAACCUAAGGAUGAUGAUGUUUCCGACUUGGAAUUAUCCGAUGACGAAGAAGAACAAGCAGAUAAGGAAGAAGACGAAUCAGAAGAACCACCAACCAAGAAAGCAAAGACUAACCCAAGUGAAAUGAUGUCUUCUCGUAUCUUAACUCCAGCUGAUUUCGCCAAAUUAGAAGAACUUCGUGCUGAAGCAGGUGUAUCUAAACUCAUGGGUAUAAACGAAAAUGAAGUUGAUUCAACUACAUUGGUUGGAAAGGUCAAGUACAAACAACUUCGUGAGGAAAGAAUUGCUCAUGCUAAGGAAGGUAAAGAAGAUAGAGAGAAGUUUGGAUCUAGAAAAGGUAAACGAGACACUGCCCAUCUGACAACCAAUAAAGAAAAGGCCAGAAAGAAGAACUUCGUCAUGAUGAUUCAUAAGCGGGCGGUUCAAGGUAAGCAGAAGUUAUCUUUACGUGAUCGACAAAAAGUAUUGCGUGCUCAUAUUGAUAAACAAAAGAAGAAAGGACAUUAGAUAAAUAGUAAUACACAUAGAGGAGAAAUAAUAACACAGUCUAAUCGGAAGAAGAGGCAGUAGCAAGCUUCUUUUUCUUUUCCUUCUUUUCACUCUUUUCACUCUUUUCCUUAUCAGAUUUCCGUUUCUUGGCCUUUUUUGGAGUUUCCGAUUUGGUUUCAUCGGCAUCGUGAGCGUCUUCAACAGCAGCAAGAACUGGAGUUUCCACUGGAACACUAGAUGGACCAGUACCGGCAGCAGUUAAUCCACUUUGAUACUUUUCCUUUUCAACAUUAUAAACCUUCAAUUCGUCACUAUACUUUUGCUUCCAGGUUUCCUUUUCCUUAUCACUGAUGUUAGCCCAACGUUCUUUAAUAAUUGAGUUCAUGUCAAUGGCAGACAAACUUGGUAAGCCCUUCUUCUUUCUUUCGUCGGCGAUUUCCUUACGGGUGUGGAACUGGAAUGCAAAGUACAUAGUCAAAGGCUUCUUAGGAGCGUUAGGGUCUCUUUCAACCUUCUUCUUCUUCUUUUUAGGGGCAUCCUUUUCUUCCUUGGCGGUGGUGACGGCGGCAGCAGCAAUGUCGGCAAGUUCCUUGUGGCCAUUGGCAAGAUCAGCUACUUGGCCAACGCUUUUCAAUGCCUCAUUAAUUUGCUCGUCAUCAACAUGGGCCAACUUGUAGAAAUCAACAGCGGCAGUGGCGGCUUCCUGAGCGGCCUUGGAAAGUUCAAAGAGAGAUGCAACAAGGGUGUCCUUGGCGGUUUUGAAAUCAGACAUGGUAAUAAAAUUUUUUUUGUGCACUAGUUUGUGGCAGGUGGUGGGGGUAACGGUGGUGGGUUUGUGGUAGGAGUGGUGGUAAGUUUGGUCGUUCUGGUGGGAAGGAAAAAUGUGGACAAAAAUGAAGUUUCGCGGGAAUUGGGCGAGGCUACGUCGGUAGGACAAAAAAAAACUGCGGGAAUUUUUGGGGAUUUUCGUGAUGCGAAGUUUCACAAACAAAAACAUUCGUGAUUUUGUUUUUGUUCUCAUUAUGGUACGAUCUGUUGUCGCUAAUAGUUAAAUUUUUGCGUGGGAGCCAAAAAUUUUAACCAAUGGAGUAACCCGCCUUGCAUGAACGGGAAGUAUAACCAUAUAUGAUUAUCUUAUUCAUUUGAUACUUUUUAUGUAGUAACAACAUGGUAGUGUGAUCCUCU